Hemisphaericaspora subhashii is the source of this 1923-nucleotide messenger RNA. RefSeq lists its product as uncharacterized. Gene Ontology annotation, biological process: transmembrane transport. The transcript has a single exon. Lineage: Eukaryota; Fungi; Ascomycota; Pichiomycetes; Serinales; Debaryomycetaceae. Gene Ontology annotation, molecular function: transmembrane transporter activity. Bases 1 to 1923 code for a protein of 640 amino acids. The record is from RefSeq and is a predicted model, not a curated record.
AUGUCAGACAAAGAAAAGGAAGAAGCUCGUGAACAAUAUUUAUCUACUUCGUCUUCAAAUGAAACAGACGAAAUCUUAACCUUCACCAGGUCUCACUAUGAGCAACAUAUCCAACCACAACUCCAACAAGGACGUCGAGGUUCACAUGUAUCUACCACCAUCAGAAAAUCUUUCGAAUCAAUACGGAAGAACAUAUCAGGCCAAUACUCAUCAUCCCAAACCGAUAAUGAAAACAACGACGACUAUUCAGUUCAUCACAUAUACGGAGAUUUAGAUAGUAAUGCAAUCGCAUUACAAAGAACCAACACCCGAGUCACCAUUUUAACCGAAUUGGCCUCCCGUAUUGAACAUCCAGCCGAUUAUAUCGAUUCCGAAGACAUCGAAAAACAAUUAGCCAGGGAUACUAUUCCAGGUAUAGUUCAUGACGGGGAAGAAUUUCAUAAGAUUGAUCCGGAAUUAAUCACUUGGAAUGGGAAUCAUGAUCCAGAAGAUCCACGGAAUUGGCCAACUAGGACCAAAGUUGUUCUAAUUGGGUUCGUGUCUUUGUAUGCGUUAGUUGCGCCUAUGUCUUCGUCUAUAUUAUCUCCAGCUAUGAGUUUUAUUUCGGAGGAUUUUCAUAUUGAAUCGAGUAUAAUGAAGGCAAUGGUUGUUUCGAUCCAGAUUUUGGCUUGGGCAUUUGGUCCACUUUUGAUUGCUCCAUUGAGUGAACAUGAUAAUAUUGGAAGGAAAUUGGUAUUGGAUGUGAGUUGUUGGAUGUCAUUUUUGUUUAAUAUUGGAUGUGCAUUUUCUCAAAAUACGGGACAAAUGAUGGUGUUUAGAUUUAUUGGAGGGUUGUUUGGUUGUGUGCCUAUGAAUGUUUGUGCUGGGGUUAUUUCUGAUUUAUAUGAUGCAAAGAGUAGAAAUGUUGCUUUGGCUAGUUAUUCUUUGGUUCCUAUCUUAGGUCCAGUUAUUGCUCCUGUUAUAGCUGGAUUUAUUGUUGAACAUAAACAAUGGAGAUGGGUAUUUUAUGUGUUAUGUAUGUUUAAUGGAUUUGUUGCUCUUGCUGCUACAUUUUUAUUCAAAGAAACUUAUUCUCCAACCUUGUUGAAACGCAAGGCCAAGAAGCUAAGAAAAGAAACUGGUAAUGGUAACUUACACACCAUUUAUGAGAUAGCUGAUGGUGAUUCAACAGCAACAAAGAUGUACUUAUGUAUGACCAGACCAAUUAAAUUAUUAUUUACCCAUCCAAUGAUUGUUGGAUUAGGUUCAUUUAUGGCAUUUACUUAUGGAUUCAUGUAUCUCAUGAUUGUCACAUUCCCACAAAUCUUCGGACAAGUGUACGGUUUUAGUAAAAGUAUUACCGGGUUAAUGUAUAUUCCAAUGGGUAUUGGAUUUACUGCCGGGGUUAUAUUUUGGACAUAUAUGAUUGGGAGAGUUUACAACAAUUUAACCGAAAAGAAUCAUGGCAUUGGAAAACCAGAGUACCGUUUGCCUUGUCUCAUUGCUUGUUCAUUAUUUAUUCCAAUUGGACUUAUUUGGUUUGGAUGGUCAGCUGAAAAACAAUUACAUUGGAUAAUGCCAGCUAUUGGAAGCGCAAUUUUCAGUUUUGGAUUAGUCUGUGUAUUCCAAACUACCCAAAGUUACUUAAUUGAUAUGAAUGUAAGAUAUGCAGCUAGUUCAGUCGCUGCCGCUGCCUUAUUUAGAUCUUUGUUUGGAUUUAGUUUCCCAUUAUUUGCUAAUUUGAUGUAUGCUAAAUUAGGUUAUGGCUGGGCCAAUACUAUGUGUGCAUUUAUUGGUAUAAUUUUGGGAGUUCCAUUUCCAAUCUUCUGUUAUUUGUAUGGGGAAAGAAUUAGAAAUUGGGCUGAUAACAGAAUUGAAGCUGAACAAAUUAGAAGAGAUCAAAGAAAGAUAGAAAAAGCUGCUAGAAAGAAGCAGAUGAUUUAA